Messenger RNA from Rhizopus microsporus ATCC 52813, 1316 nucleotides. RefSeq names its product S-adenosyl-L-methionine-dependent methyltransferase. NCBI's taxonomy places the organism in Eukaryota, Fungi, Mucoromycota, Mucoromycetes, Mucorales, Rhizopodaceae. The record is from RefSeq and is a predicted model, not a curated record. The coding region runs from base 194 to 1084 and encodes 296 amino acids. The transcript is spliced from 7 exons. Gene Ontology annotation, molecular function: methyltransferase activity.
UAACAUAUUUGUUAGAAUGUAGACGAUAAAAACUUCUUAUAUACUUCUUUUUUUUUUUCCUACUGAACAUAUCGAUACAAUCUAUAGUCAGGUUUGUGUUUUAGCGCACUUUAUGAAAAAGAGACAUCUUUCCGAAAGAGGUUGCUGAAACUUCUAACAAGCAGUAGAAAAGAGAAUAAUAAGACAGAGAACCAUGACAAAAACAAGACAAACCGAGGCAAAUGAAAGUAAUUCAAAGGACAUAACCCUAAACUCCAAAAGAGAGUUUCACCAAGUCCAAACUUCAACCUACUGGUUACCAAAAGACGAAGAGGAACAGUUUAGAUUAAUGGCACAACAUUCUGUUAUUAAAGACUUGUUUGGGGGCAACAUUCUAAGUAGUGUAACCAAGAAUCUCGAUUUCAACAAGGAGUUAGCCGUAUUGGAUGUUGGAUGUGGUUCAGGCGUGUGGCUUAUGGACACGAUAUGCGAAUAUCCAAAGUGCAAGUAUUAUGGUUGCGAUAUGGUGGAUGUCAUCAACCGAAAGCUUGCAAACUUCACGUUCAACACUGGAAACGUACUUGAGGGGCUCCCUUAUCCGGACAAUACAUUUGAUUUUGUUCAUAUGCGUCUUUUUGUCUUUGGCUUAAGAGAGGUUGAGUGGCCAAAAGCCAUCAAAGAAGUUUUACGUAUCACCAAACCAGGCGGUUUCAUACAGUUUAUAGAAUCAGAUACAGAGAUACCAAGGAAGAAUGACGAUGCUUUCUAUGAUACCGUAGUAGCAAUGCACAAAAUCUGUAAAGAAAGAGGACAAACUCCUCUUAUUGGCAGAAAGUUAGAAGGGUUGGUAAGAAGAGCUGAUAAUGCCAGAGUAAUAGAAGUAAAGUUUGCAACACUUGAUACUACCAGUAAUUCAAGCACAGCCAAGAGAAUGGCCUGGAAUUGGGUUGAGCUUAUAAAGGGAACAAUGUCUUCUUAUGGCCCUGCAUUAGGACUUAAGGAUGAAGCUGAACAAAAGAAAUAUUUAAAGGAGUUUAGGCAUUGUUUGGAUAACGUUCAUGGAAGCUUUCAGUCAUACGGAGUUGUCGCUCAAAAGGCUCUGUAAUAGUGUUAAUAAACAUGAAAGUUUUGCCUAUUGAGAUUUACACUUGUUGGCCAAGAUAGCUCGAAUUUAUUUUCCUGCGCUUUGCACAUAAUAGGCAUGCACUGCUCACUAGUCAUUUACACAACUGCAUAUGCGCUAUGUCCAUCAGCAUGUUUCCUUAUUUAGAAACAACAUUGGAAAUAAAGACUUACAUGUGUAAUCAUCCGCUUUUAAUGAGUGAGUGUUAGUAGAG